CUCUUACUUCCGGUUCGGCCAUUGUUUUUUGCUUCUACCACCGAGCAAGGUGUUGUGCGCCGAGGCGGCGUCGCAGCGGUACUCCCAGUGACACUCCCCUCACCCUACAUCCCAACUUUGAAAAACAGCUCCUGGGACCUGAAUUAUAGACCAUCAUUUUAAUCAGACAAACUGCUGCUGGAACAAGCUUCUCCUUGGGGUCACAAUGGCCACCCCAGGCAGGGAAACUUUAGGCCUCGUCCCUGGGAGUGCUGUGCUCCAGAAGCAGGAGCCAGGAAGCCAGACCUGGGGGCAAGGCUGCAGCCUCCAAAAGAACCACCUUCCUGUUUGUGAAAUUUUCCGGCUACACUUCAGGCAGUUGUAUUACCAUGAGAUGUCUGGGCCCCAGGAGGCACUGAACCGGCUCCGGGAGCUCUGCCGUAGGUGGCUGAUGCCAGAGGUACACACCAAGGAGCAGAUCCUGGAGCUGCUGGUGCUGGAGCAGUUCCUGAGCAUCCUGCCCAGCCAGCUCCGGAUCUGGGUGCAGCUGCAUCACCCCAAGAGUGGCGAGGAAGCCGUGGCCGUGGUGGAGGAUUUCCAGAGACACCUCAGUGGAUCAGGAAAGGUUUCAGCUCCAGCACAGAAACAGGAAAUGCAUUUGGAGGAGAUGACAGCCUUGAGUGCAACAGAGGAAUCUCUUUCUACUUCACUCAGUAACGGUUCAGCCCCUGGAGCCCACCUGGAGCCUCCUCAUGACCCAGGGGCAUACUGCCUCCCCAAUGGGCACUCCGCUCAUUGUGCUUCCCCAGUGUCUGCCCUUCCCCAAGUGAGGAACAUAGGAGACCAAGCAGCAGAAACUGUGCUUCAGAUGGUCAGGCCCCAGGGGUCUGCAGUGUACAAGUUCCUGUCUGUGGACUACACUGAACAGAAGUGGGAAGAUCCAACAUUGAGUCAGAGAGCCCCGUACCAGAACAUCAUGCUGGAAACCAACUGUAGCAUGGCCUCACUGGGUGAGACUUGGAUGGAAAAUUCAGAGUUGCCUCCAAAGCAGGAAAUUUCUCAAGAAACAGAGUCAUCUAAUGGGACAUCAGGAGGCCUGCAUGGGGUGGUUCCUGAGGGACCAGAAGCUGGGAAUGCCUGUGAAGAUACUUUAAUGAAGCUAGAAGCACAACCCUCAGAGGAGGAAGGGAGCAGACUGGAAAGUGAUUUCUUGGAGAGAACAUGUGAGGAUAAAAACAAAUCUUCAGAAGAUGGAUGUGAUGAGUAUAAGGAUCUUGGGGAACAUAAGAACCUGUCCUGUAAUCCUACAGAACAUCAGAUUCUGAAGACACAGAAAUUAUAUCAAUGUGAUGAAUGUGGCAGAGCUUUCAAUACGAGUACACACCUCACUAACCAUCAGAGAAUCCACACUGGAGAGAAACCCUUUGUAUGUAAUGAGUGUGGCAAGGCCUUCAGGCAGACCUCUCAGCUCACGGCUCAUCUCAGAACCCACACAGGGGAAAAGCCCUAUGAAUGCAGCAAGUGUGAAAAAACCUAUCAGAACAUGUCCAAUCUCAUUCGACACCAGAGAUUCCAUAAUGGAGAGAAACCGUAUAAAUGUAAUGAAUGUGGAAAAGCUUACAGUGCGAGUUACACACUCUAUGACCACCUAAGAACCCAUACUGGGGAAAAGCCUUAUGAAUGCAUUAAGUGUGGAGCAGCCUUUUCUCAGAAUGCAUGUCUUCUCCGACAUCAGUUACUUCACACUGGUGAGACUUGGAUGGAAAAUUCAGAGUUGCCUCCAAAGCAGGAAAUUUCUCAAGAAACAGAGUCAUCUAAUGGGACAUCAGGAGGCCUGCAUGGGGUGGUUCCUGAGGGACCAGAAGCUGGGAAUGCCUGUGAAGAUACUUUAAUGAAGCUAGAAGCACAACCCUCAGAGGAGGAAGGGAGCAGACUGGAAAGUGAUUUCUUGGAGAGAACAUGUGAGGAUAAAAACAAAUCUACAGAAGAUGGAUGUGAUGAGUAUAAGGAUCUUGAGGAAAUUAAGAAUCUGUCCUGUAAUCCUACAGAACAUCAGAUUCUGAAGGCACAGAAAUUAUAUCAAUGUGAUGAAUGUGGCAGAGCUUUCAAUACGAGUACACACCUCACUAACCAUCAGAGAAUCCACACUGGAGAGAAACCCUUUGUAUGUAAUGAGUGUGGCAAGGCCUUCAGGCAGACCUCUCAGCUCACGGCUCAUCUCAGAACCCACACAGGGGAAAAGCCCUAUGAAUGCAGCAAGUGUGAAAAAACCUAUCAGAACAUGUCCAAUCUCAUUCGACACCAGAGAUUCCAUAAUGGAGAGAAACCGUAUAAAUGUAAUGAAUGUGGAAAAGCUUACAGUGCGAGUUACACACUCUAUGACCACCUAAGAACCCAUACUGGGGAGAAGCCUUAUGAAUGCAUUAAGUGUGGAGCAGCCUUUUCUCGGAAUACAUAUCUUCUCCGACAUCAGUUACUUCACACUGGUGAGACUUGGAUGGAAAAUUCAGAGUUGCCUCCAAAGCAGGAAAUUUCUCAAGAAACAGAGUCAUCUGAUGGGACAUCAGGAGGCCUGCAUGGGGUGGUUCCUGAGGGACCAGAAGCUGGGAAUGCCUGUGAAGAUACUUUAAUGAAGCUAGAAGCACAACCCUCAGAGGAGGAAGGGAGCAGACUGGAAAGUGAUUUCUUGGAGAGAACAUGUGAGGAUAAAAACAAAUCUUCAGAAGAUGGAUGUGAUGAGUAUAAGGAUCUUGGGGAACAUAAGAACCUGUCCUGUAAUCCUACAGAACAUCAGAUUCUGAAGACACAGAAAUUAUAUCAAUGUGAUGAAUGUGGCAGAGCUUUCAAUACGAGUACACACCUCACUAACCAUCAGAGAAUCCACACUGGAGAGAAACCCUUUGUAUGUAAUGAGUGUGGCAAGGCCUUCAGGCAGACCUCUCAGCUCACGGCUCAUCUCAGAACCCACACAGGGGAAAAGCCCUAUGAAUGCAGCAAGUGUGAAAAAACCUAUCGGCACAUGUCCAAUCUCAUUCAACACCAGAGAUUCCAUAAUGGAGAGAAACCGUAUAAAUGUAAUGAAUGUGGAAAAGCUUACAGUGUGAGUUACAAACUCUAUGACCACCUAAGAACCCAUACUGGGGAGAAGCCUUAUGAAUGCAUUAAGUGUGGAGCAGCCUUUUCUCGGAAUACAUAUCUUCUCCGACAUCAGUUACUUCACACUGGGAAGAAACCCUACAAGUGCAACGACUGUGGGAAAGGUUUAUCUUCUAAAAGAGAUCUUAUUGACCAUCAGAGAAUUCACACUGGAGAGAAGCCUUUUGAGUGCAAUGAGUGUGGCAAGGCCUUUCGUCAGAAUAGUAAUCUUAUUCGACAUCAGAGACUUCACACAGGUGAAAAGCCCUAUAAAUGCAAUGAGUGUGGAAGAUCCUUCGGUCGAAAGUCACACCUCAUUGCACAUCAGAGAAUUCACACUGGGGAGAAACCCUAUGAAUGUAUUGAGUGUGGAAAAGCCUUCAGUCAGCUUUCUACUCUUAACCACCACUAUCGAACUCGAACUCACACUCGAGAGAAGCUCUGAGGUCUGGCUUCAUCAGGUUCUUAAGGUGUAAGUUUCUAAGACACAGAGCAAGGAACUUUGAAUUAAACUUUAUUUAUAAGAAGGAUGUUUACCCUUAUCCCUUCUUGGAACCAUUAAUCAAAGUGGGCCAUUCCCUAAAUGCUGUCUGUUGGAUCAUGAAGGUGGAGAGUGGGAGGAACAAUGCAAUCCUUCUCCGCUAUUGGGGAAGUGUGGACUACACGUUUCUUGUAUUUGUUGGGUUUUCCCUCCCUCCCUCCCUCCCUCCCUCGUUUCCCUCCCUCCCUUCUCUCUUUUUCCUUCCUCCUUCUCUUCUCUCUUUUUCUCUUUCUUUCUUUCAAUUGUUCAGAAAUGUAUCUCAUUUCUUCAGUAUGCAUCCCAUGAUCAUAUGCUUUUCAAGAACAGAGAUUAUAUCUUAUUCUAUUCCACAUCUCCUGUUUUAUAAAUCAUUCUCCAAGACUCUGAUUCAUUCUUUACUUUCUCUUGGCUGUAUACCUCCUUACCUACUUUUUUUGUUGUGUUAAUCCUCAUCAGAGGAAAUUUUUCUGUUGACUUACUUAUUUCAGAGAGGGAGAAGGAGAGAGAUAGAAACAUCAAUGAUGAGAGAG
Messenger RNA from Myotis myotis, 4164 nucleotides. Its product is annotated as zinc finger protein with KRAB and SCAN domains 7-like. NCBI's taxonomy places the organism in Eukaryota, Metazoa, Chordata, Mammalia, Chiroptera, Vespertilionidae. The transcript has 8 exons. Gene Ontology annotation, biological process: regulation of transcription by RNA polymerase II. Gene Ontology annotation, molecular function: DNA-binding transcription factor activity, RNA polymerase II-specific; RNA polymerase II cis-regulatory region sequence-specific DNA binding. The coding region runs from base 206 to 3559 and encodes 1117 amino acids. The record is from RefSeq and is a predicted model, not a curated record.